AUGGAACAUUCGUUGGAAAAUCAUCUUCUUGUUUCACAUGAAACAUGUGGCUAUCAAAAUCGAAGUGAUGCAAGUGAUGCAAAUAGUGUAGAUAGUGCAUUCAGUCUGGACAGUGUGACUAGUCCGAAUGGUUGUUUAAAUACAACAAUGAGCAGUGGAGAUACUUUAUCACAUACUGUUUUAUUUGAUGAAUUGAAACGUGUUAAAGAGGAUUUGAAACAAAAAGACGAUGAAGUUCGUCGUGCUAGUGAAUUAAGAGAAAAUGUUGAUAAAGAAAUUCAAGAUCUAACAGCAUCCCUCUUUGAGUCUGCACAUUUAAUGGUAGAAGACGCAAAACGAGCUCAAAGUAACACUGAACAAAAAUUAAAAGUGGCUAAUCAAACUAUCGAAGCAUUACUAGUUGAAAAUUCUCAAUUGAAAAAAACUGUUACGGAGUUAAAAGACAUCGUAAAUAGUUGUCGUUCGUCAAUAUCAUCUACUUCUCGUUCAUCAAACUCUCUUUCAACUACACCAUCUAAUUCAAUAUUAGCGACUUCACAUUCAAUUUCAUCUUCAAAUUUUGAUCAAUCAUCAAUAAUUUCAACAUCUUCAUCUUCUCCAUCAGUCCCAUUAUCCAAAAAACUCAAAGACAAAUGUAAACAACAUAUUCGAUCAUCUUCUGAUUUACAGUCAUGGUCUACAACGAAUUUUUCAAAUAUUAAUAAUGAUUAUGAACAAAAUUCCGAUAUGAAUGAUGUAAGUAAUGAUGAUAAAUGUUUAAAUAAAUGGUUUGAAUUUUGUUUUCGUUGUCAGGAUAAUUGGCCAUUGGUUAAUAACGUUAUUCUACGAGAAUUUGCCAGAUGGGAAGAAAAUCCAACUAUUGAACGUUAUUCUUCUGCGUUUAUGCAUCGUGUAUAUAACGAAGACAUUGGUCCAUGUUUAUCCUUUCCAAACGCUGAGCUUUCCACACGUAUAAUCAACGCUAUUGAACGUAAUGAGGUGAUAAUUGAAGCUUUUCAUCCUAGAACGCCAGAAGAAGCGAUGAAAGUUUGCUCCCUAACUGGUGACUUGUGUCAAUGUGAUUAUCGUAUAAGAUUAGGUGAAAAAGGUGAUUGGUAUCCAUUAUCACAUCUUUCAAGAAAUAGAAUUGCAAGUGUUUGCGAUUUUUUCACUUAUAUUCGUCAUGUUCAAAAUGGUUUGGUCAAAACAGACACUCGUAGUCGUUACAAUAAAAUUAUUGAAUUAAGAAAACAAAUGGCCUAUGCUCGUCUUGGUUUAUGA
Molecule: messenger RNA, 1260 nt
Organism: Didymodactylos carnosus
Lineage: Eukaryota; Metazoa; Rotifera; Eurotatoria; Philodinida; Philodinidae
Source: the annotation of a GenBank genome assembly